AUGAGCAACCAUCUCUUCUUGCUACAUGUUCUCCUACCACUGCUGUUCUUCCACCAGGCGUCUGGUCAAUUUCCCCGUGAAUGUGCCACAGUUGAAGCGCUGAGAAGUGGGGAAUGCUGUCCAGACCUUUUCCCUGGAGCUGAUCCUGGAACUGACAGGUGUGGGUCUUUGUCUGGAAGGGGCAGGUGUGAAGCAGUGACUGCUGACUCACGGCCCCACAGCCCCCAAUACCCACAUGAUGGCAGAGAUGACCGUGAACGCUGGCCCACUCGCUUCUUCAACAGGACCUGCCGCUGCAAUGGUAACUUCUCUGGUUACAACUGUGGGGGGUGUCGACAUGGGUGGAGAGGAGACAACUGUGACCAAAGGAUCCUCACAGUUAGAAGAAAUCUUCUGGAUCUCAGUGUGGCAGAAAGGGAUCGAUUUGUCCGUUCUCUCAACCUGGCAAAGAAUACCGUCCAUCCUCAGUUUGUCAUAGCCACUAGGAGGUCAGAGGAAAUAUUGGGACCAGACGGCAACACUCCACAGUUUGAGAAUAUUUCCAUUUACAACUAUUUUGUGUGGGCCCACUAUUACUCCGUCAGGAAGACUUUCCUGGGGACAGGACAGCCAAGUUUUGCAGGUGUGGAUUUCUCUCAUGAAGGGCCAGCAUUUCUCACCUGGCACAGGUAUCAUCUGAUGCAAUUGGAAAGAGACAUGCAGGAAAUGCUUCAGGACCCCUCUUUUGCACUGCCCUAUUGGAAUUUUGCCACUGGAGGAAAUUCAUGUGAUAUCUGCACAGAUGAUUUGCUGGGAUCAAGAAGCAACUUUGACUCUACUCUUAUAAGCCAGAACUCUGUCUUUUCUCAGUGGCGUAUUUUAUGUGAAUAUCUGGAAGACUAUGAUACCAUGGGAACCCUUUGUAACAGCACAGAAGGGAGUCCAAUUCGUAGAAAUCCUGCUGGAAAUGUAGCCAGGCCGAUGGUGCAACGACUCCCUGAGCCACAGGAUGUUGCUCAGUGUUUGGAAGUUGGUUUAUUUGACACACCUCCUUUUUAUUCCAAUUCUUCAGAUAGCUUCCGAAACACAGUGGAAGGAUACAGUGCUCCUUCGGGGCGUUACGAUCCUGCAGUACGGAGCCUUCACAAUCUGGCUCAUCUGUUUUUGAAUGGAACAGGGGGGCAGACCCAUUUAUCUCCAAAUGAUCCUAUUUUUGUCCUCUUACACACUUUCACCGAUGCAGUUUUUGACGAAUGGCUGAGGAGAUAUAAUUCUGAUAUAUCAACAUUCCCAUUAGAGAAUGCUCCUAUCGGACAUAAUAGACACUACAAUAUGGUCCCAUUCUGGCCCCCGAUUACCAACGAUGAAAUGUUUGUUACUGCACCAGAAAACCUGGGAUACGCAUAUGAAGUUGAGUGGCCAAGUCGGGCUCUCAGUGUUUCAGAGAUCAUAACAAUAGCAGUUGUGGCAGCCCUAAUUCUGGUUGCCCUCAUUUUUGGUGUUACAACUUGUAUUGUUCGUGCCAGGAGAAACAAAGAUGAAUUACAGCAACCCCUUCUAACCGAACAGUAUCAACGCUAUGCUGAAGAAUACGAAAAACUGCCUAACCCAAACCAAUCUAUGGUGUGA
Tachyglossus aculeatus (Australian echidna) is the source of this 1608-nucleotide messenger RNA. It is a transcript of the gene TYRP1, whose product is annotated as tyrosinase related protein 1. The transcript has 7 exons. The record is from RefSeq and is a predicted model, not a curated record. Bases 1 to 1608 code for a protein of 535 amino acids. Gene Ontology annotation, cellular component: melanosome. Gene Ontology annotation, molecular function: oxidoreductase activity. Lineage: Eukaryota; Metazoa; Chordata; Mammalia; Monotremata; Tachyglossidae. Gene Ontology annotation, biological process: melanocyte differentiation; melanosome organization.